Calypte anna (Anna's hummingbird) is the source of this 1312-nucleotide messenger RNA. Its product is annotated as C-factor. The record is from RefSeq and is a predicted model, not a curated record. NCBI's taxonomy places the organism in Eukaryota, Metazoa, Chordata, Aves, Apodiformes, Trochilidae.
AUGGCCCAGCCCCGCUGCCGCUCUGUGCUCAUCACCGGUUGCAGCCGGGGCAUCGGGCUGGGGCUGGUGCGGGGCUGGCGGCUGCAGACCCCUCCGGAUUUCGUGUUGGCGACCUGUCGAUACCCCGAGAAAGCGGAGGAACUCCAGCAGCUUAGCAAGCAAUACAGCAAUAUCAGGCUCCUUCAGCUGGAUGUGGUCUGUGAAAGCAGCAUCAAGAAAGUUGUCAAGGAAGUGGAAGAAAUUGUGGGAGACAAAGGUCUGAACUGCCUCAUCAACAACGCUGGCAUCAAUGUGCUUGCUUCUCUGGAGGAAGUCACAGCAGAGACAAUGCUCACCAUUUAUGAAACCAACACAGUUGCCCAGCUGAUGGUCACCAAGGCCUUUCUACCCCUUCUGAGGAAGGCUGCCCAGCUGGGCACAGGAAUGGGCUGCCACAGAGCUGCUAUUAUCAAUAUGUCCUCCCUUGCUGCUUCCAUGCAACUUGUCCAGGCAAAUGAGAUGUUCCUCAAGGUCUACCCCUACAGGAUAGCAAAGACUGCACUGAAUAUGAUCACCAGGUGUCUUGCUGCAGACUUGAAAUCCGAUGGAAUUCUCUGUAUUUCUUUGCAUCCAGGCUGGCUUCAGACAGACAUGGGUGGAAACAUGGCUCCCAUGCAGGUGCAAGAGGCAAUCCCAGGUAUCCUUUCUGUUCUGGAUCGUCUGGGUGAAAAAGAAAAUGGUUCCUUCCUGGACUGGCAAGGGGAAACUCUGCCAUGGUAGAAGUCCACAGCCUGCUCCAGCAACAGCACAUCACUCUGUGUUUAAAUUGUGCCACUAGUGUCUGUGUCUCUAGGGUUUUCUCCUGGCUAGCUGAAGCAGCCAGCCUGCUCUCCAGCCUCCCUCCAGCUGGGUUUGGAAAGCCAGGUGGCUGACUCCUACUCGGUAUUGCUACUGCUCUCUCCUCAUGCUUCCUGCGAGUCCUGCUGUGCUCUUAGUGAUGGGUAUCUCCUGGAACCAACUCAAACAGAUUAAAAACUGCAAGUUAAAUCCAGAAUUUGGUCCCACUUCACUUCCAAAACCAAAGUGGCCCCCCAGCUCUCUGCAGAAGACCUCGGAGUAAGGUCAGUGCCGGCUGUCAGAGUCCAGUGUGGAAAUACCUCUCUGUAAAAGGUCCUUUGGGUUACUUCAGGCAUGACUGAGCCAAGGGAGCCAAGGCUGAAACUGCCCAGCUCUGACCGGCUUGAAUUUGGCACUUCUGUAAAGUCCUCAGCAAGCCCUGAGUGUCCCCAGGCUGGCAGCCUGACAUGAGGGUGGGAAUGUUGUUUUGUACAUA